AUUGGAAGUUGCAGCAGUCCAAAAGCUGCGCUAUCCAACAUGGAACGCCUCACUUUACCUCGGAUUCGAAAACUGUCACGGUUACCAUCUGGGCUUACACGAGCAACAACAUCUUGGACCUGUGCAUCAUGUAGACACCAGGCCAACCGCGGGUGGCGGCGCAUGGCCAGCACCGCAGCAGCCAAGAAGCCAUUCUACGUGACGACACCGAUAUUCUACGUCAACGCUUCGCCUCACAUAGGUCACUUGUACACCUUGGUUUUGGCCGAUGUUUUCAAAAGAUGGAAGGUCCUUGAGGGCGAAAAGGCACUACUCUGUACAGGCACCGACGAACACGGCAUGAAGAUACAGCGUGCCGCGGCCUCCAAAGAUAUGACCCCGAAACAGCUCUGUGACGCCAACAGCGAAGUAUUUCUCGAUUUGGCAGAGAAGGCCGGGAUCGACAACGACUUUUUUAUACGCACCACCGACCCAGAUCACAAGGAAGCCGUCCAGUAUUUCUGGGACAGGCUAUGGGAUAGAGGAUACAUUUAUGAGGCGACUCACAAGGGCUGGUACUGCGUGAGCGACGAGACCUUUUAUCCAGAGUCCACAAUCGAGAAGAGAAAAGAUCCCAUGACGGGAGAGGUGUUUCUCGCCUCCAAGGAGACUGGUAAUGCGGUGGAGUGGAUGGAGGAGAAGACUUACCAUUUCCGCCUGACUGCGCUCAAGGAUCGGUUACUAAAGUUCUUUGAGGAGAAUCCUGAAUGGAUUGUGCCUGCUCCGCGGAUGAAUGAUGUGGUUGAAUGGGUCAAGAACAGCCUGGAGGACCUCUCCGUUUCCCGCCCCACCAGUCGGCUUGACUGGGGCAUUAGGGUGCCCAACGAUGAGAGUCAGACGAUUUAUGUGUGGAUUGAUGCGCUGGUCAACUACAUCACCAAGGCAGGCUACCCAUACUGGACGCCUGAGACGGCUCAAAAUGGCGGCUGGCCGGCCGACAUCCAAAUUAUCGGCAAGGACAUUGUGCGCUUUCACUGCGUCUACUGGCCAGCCUUGUUGAUGGCCCUUGACCUGCCAUUGCCCGGGCGCAUUCUCACACAUUCCCACUGGACCCUCGGUGGAAGAAAGAUGUCCAAGUCUUUGGGCAAUGUGGUGAACCCCUUCCUAGCCAUGGACCGUUUCGGCGUCGAGGUGAUCCGCUAUUUUCUCAUAUCCAACGGUCGUCUCCUCCACGAUGCCAGCUACGAUAACAAGAUUCUGGUUGAUAUCUACAAGAGGCAGCUCCAGGGCGGUGUGGGAAAUCUACUUGGACGCGUGAUGCGGUCUAAGAAAUGGAACGUUCCCGAGAUUGUCGAGAGGUGCAGUAAAGAGGGACGGCCUACCAGCUCAGAUGUUGAGCCAACGUACUCGUCAUUCGAAGAACGUCUCGCCCAGCUACCAGGGACAGUCGCCAAGGCCUUUGGCGAGUUAGACCCAGGGGCAGCUCUGCGCAAUAUUGCCGAUAUGGCUACUGAGACAAACAAGUUCAUCACCGACUGUGCGCCUUGGAGCGUGGGCAAAGUGGAUGAUGCCGACGUAGCAGAGCUGAAAGUGAGGUCGUGCAUUUACCUCUGUGCCGAGUCGCUGAGAAUCAUGGGUAUUUUGCUACAGCCCUUCAUUCCGAACAAAUCCAGCGAGCUCCUGGACAUGUUAGGAGUCAAGGAAACGCGUAGGACUCUGUCCUACGCCAGUCUAGGAGCCGAUUCCACGUACGGCGUGCCAAGUGUUGCCUUGGGAUCCUCGGGUGUGUACUCGGGGCUGUUCCCGGCCCUUGUUGUCGAGGGAUAGGCAAUUACUGCUCGGC
Molecule: messenger RNA, 1822 nt
Organism: Pyricularia grisea
Lineage: Eukaryota; Fungi; Ascomycota; Sordariomycetes; Magnaporthales; Pyriculariaceae
Exons: 2
Coding region: 40-1806 (588 amino acids)
Biological process (GO): methionyl-tRNA aminoacylation
Molecular function (GO): methionine-tRNA ligase activity; ATP binding
Source: RefSeq, a predicted model, not a curated record